AUUGCUUCUUACGCUUAUUUUUAAACGCACAGCGCGAUUCUGCUGUAAUAUUUUCACAUUUCUUUAGUAAAAAAUGACUUAACCUAGAAUGAAGUGCUGCAGAUAAUUUAAUAUUCAUUUAUAGUUUUGAAUGUUUUGUCCUCCUAUGAUGUAAAAGCUCAGCGCUGUUUGCGGUUUUGGACCGUCAGCUCUCACUUCACCUCCAGCUCCCAGACGAACUGCAUUCCUCACAGUCUCCCUGUAGACCAUGUGCCUCUUGGCUCUCCUUGUGUGGGUUACAACAGCUUUAGCUGGAGUUCCACAUGCCAGCAGAGAAGAUGGGCCUUUGUUUCCACAAGCAACCAAUGGACAGCCAUUCCCAUGGAACAAGAUGAGGCUUCCACAGGCUGCCUCGCCCCUUCAUUACGACCUCCUCAUCCACCCCAAUCUCACUAGCUUAGACUUUGCUGGAAGUGUGAAGAUCCAAGUGGAGGCCCAUGAGGAAACCAACACCAUUGUACUCCACAGCAAAGAUCUUAACAUUACCAAGGCAGCACUGCUGGCUUCAGCUGAAGGUGAAGGUCAGAUUGUGAAAGUGCUGGAGUAUCCGGCCUACCAGCAAAUCGCUCUUGUCAGCGAUAGCACAGUGCUGAAGAAAGGUGGCAUUUACUUUAUCGAGCUGGAGUUUGUAGCCAAACUCUCUGACAGCUUCAACGGGUUUUACAGAAGCACAUACCGGACCAGGGAAGGGGAAGAGAGGAUUCUGGCCACCACCCAGUUUGAGCCGACCAGCGCUCGUGCUGCUUUCCCCUGUUUCGAUGAGCCAACCUUCAAAGCUAACUUCUCCAUCCGCAUCCGCCGAGAGAGCAGACACAUCUCCAUUUCCAACAUGCCAAAGCUGAGGACGCUGGCACUUCCUGACAGCCUAGUUGAGGACCAGUUUGACGUCACUGUGAAGAUGAGCACAUACCUGGUUGCCUUCAUCGUGUGUGACUUCCUUUCCAUCAGCAAGAACACCGAGCAUGGGGUCAAGAUCUCAGUGUACACCGUACCAGAGAAGAUAGACCAGGCGGAGUUGGCACUGGAUGCUGCAGUAAGGCUGCUGGACUUCUAUGAUGAUUAUUUUGAUGUUCCCUACCCUCUCCCUAAACUAGAUCUUGUUGCAAUCCCAGACUUCCAGUCUGGUGCUAUGGAGAACUGGGGACUGACCACUUACAGAGAGUCUGCCCUGCUGUUCGACCCCCACAAGUCCUCCGCCUCUGACAAGCUGGACAUUACCACAGUCAUAGCACAUGAGCUCGCCCACCAGUGGUUUGGAAACCUGGUGACGAUGGAGUGGUGGAAUGAUCUCUGGCUAAAUGAGGGAUUCGCCAACUUCAUGGAGUUUGUAUCUGUUAACUUCACCAACCCUGAGCUGCAAGUGGAGAACUAUUUCUUGGGAACGUGCUUUGUGGCGAUGGAGGUGGAUUCUUUAAGCUCCUCCCACCCUGUGUCCACCCCUGUGGAGAACCCGUCUCAGAUCCAGGAAAUGUUUGAUGGCGUUUCUUAUGAAAAGGGUGCUUGUAUUCUGCACAUGCUGAGGGAGUUUCUGACCCCAGACCACUUUAAAUCUGGCAUCGUUAGGUAUCUAAAACAAUACAGCUACCAAAACACGGUCAACACUCACCUGUGGGAAAGUCUGAUCACUAAGCAGCACUCUGAGGAAAAGCUGGAUGUCAAGGCGAUGAUGGAGACGUGGACACUGCAAGAAGGCUUCCCCCUGGUCACAGUGGAGGUCAAAGGUCACCAAGUGCGCCUACGUCAGGAGCGGUACCUGAAGUGUGAGGACCCCUCCCAAACCUCAGGGUUUCUUUGGCACAUCCCGCUGACCUACAUCACCAGUAACUCAGCAGCCAUCCAUCGCUUUCUGCUAAAGACUAAGACAGAUGUGCUGUACCUGCCUGAAGAAGUGGACUGGGUGAAGUUUAACGUGGGCAUGAGCGGAUAUUACAUCAUCCACUAUGAGGGGUCGGGCUGGGACGACCUCAUCACUCUGCUCAAACACAACCACACCGCCCUCAGCAGCAACGACCUGGCCAGCCUCGUCAAUAAUGUCUUCCAGUUGGUCAGUGUGGGGAAGCUGCCACUGGACAAAGCUCUGGACCUGUCGCUGUAUCUGUGCCAUGAAACUGAGAUCAUGCCUGUGAUGCAGGGCUUCAGUGAACUUGUCCCGCUCUACAAACUGAUAGAGAAAAGGGACAUGGAGGCGCUGGAGAACCAGAUGAAGGGCUACAUCAUGCACCUGUUCCAUGAGCUCAUAGAUGGGCAGGCAUGGACUGACGAUGGUUCAGUGUCUGAGAGGAUGCUGCGCAGCUACCUGCUCCUCUUCGCCUGCUUGAGGGGUCACCCGCACUGCGUCUCCACCGCCACCCAGCUCUUCAACAAGUGGAAGGAGUCUAACGGCAACAUGAGUCUCCCUAACGACGUCAGCCGUGCAGUGUUCACGGUUGGUGCUCGCACUGAGGAGGGCUGGGACUUCCUGUUCAAGAAGUACCGCGAGUCCCUUUCUACGUCACUAAAGAGCCGAAUCAAAUCUGCCCUGUCCUCCUCUCCGCUCACUCACAAACUCAAAUGGAUGAUGGAGCAGAGCUUGGAGGGCUCGGUGAUGAAGAUGCAGGAUCUUCCGUAUGUUGUGACGUCAGUCAGCAACAACCCUAAAGGCUAUAAACACGCAUGGGACUUCCUGAGGGCCAACUGGCGCUUGCUGGUAAAGAAGUUUGACCUCGGUUCUCACUCCAUUGCACACAUGGUAACAGGUGUGACCAGUCAGUACUCCACCAGAGAGAUGCUGGAAGAGAUUCGGGAAUUUUUCGGUUCCUUAACUACUGAGACAGGCAUUGAGCUGCGCUGCAUCCAGCAGGCUCUGGAGAACGUGGAGCAGAACAUUCGCUGGAUGGACAAGAACCUCCCUCUGCUCCAAGCCUGGCUGGACAAGAAACAUCCAGAACCAGCACAGCUAGAUGACCAGUGCCAACACUCUGAGCUAUGAAACCCUUGACUGUACAAGACCCGACCUGACCUGAGCCAAGAACUUGUACCGAAUGACUGAACCAAGAAGCUACAAACACUGUGCUCCAUUUGUUUGAGAAAUAGUACCUGCUGAAUGGUGAAGUUUGCUAAAUUAUGUGAUUGGUUUGAAGGACACACUGCUGUUUCAUUAUUUCUUUCACAAUAGCUGCAUAAUUGAAGAUGUAAACAAAAUCAACCAGAGUGGUUUGGUGUGAAAUUCUCUGUUCUACAGGAACUUACAGUAAAAAUUGUUUACAGUGGUGGUGAUGGGAACCAGACGUCCACCUCUAACAGCUCCCUCACACAAGGUUAUUAUAUUAAACGCUUAAUUGUGCAUUCACACAGUAGACUAGCGUAGGUGGGUCAUGACACUGUAUGACAGAUUGCUGGACAAAGGUAGGGGGCUUGUGCUACUCUUUGUAGCUAUGCUAACCUACUUUUGUCCAUUUUUAUAGAUAGCAGUGUGUAGAAGACUGUUAGAGGUUACUGAACAACAACACACAGUUUGAGGCCAGUUUAAAAUUAUUUAGACAUGCAGUUUGUACAUGAUGCUAAAGGGUUAAUUACAGAUAAGCCUCUGUUGCUUGUUAGCUACAUUAGCCUCAUAGCUCCAGUGAAAAAUAAGCAAAAUUCAGACACUUCAUUGUGAUAUAAGUGGAAAAUAAUGUAAAUGUUGUUAUUUCACCAGCUGUCCUUGGUUUUCUCACCUUGUCUGUGAAAUGAAGGCCUUUAAAAUCCACUUUCUGGAGGAGGGUGGGCUAGAAAAGUCUCUUGUGGUACACCAUAUGUACUGUUCCUCAUUUGAGGGCGAUUAUUGUUCAGGGUAAUGCUGUGUUGUAGAAAAGGUAGUUCUAGGUAUCUUUUAUUAUUUAAUUUUUUUGUUUAUUUUUUUGUCAUACUUCUCUAAGACGCGCCAACAUCAACUACUGCUUUUUGCUUGUUUGUGUGUUGAGGGUUUAAUUUUUCUUAAAGUUUUCAUGAUUUAUCUGUUUUAAAAGCACCUUCUGGAAUGUGAAUCUUUAUGCUGAGAUAUUAAAUAAAACAUUUGGAUGGGUUAA
Molecule: messenger RNA, 4085 nt
Organism: Pygocentrus nattereri (red-bellied piranha)
Lineage: Eukaryota; Metazoa; Chordata; Actinopteri; Characiformes; Serrasalmidae
Product: endoplasmic reticulum aminopeptidase 1-like
Exons: 18
Coding region: 248-3007 (919 amino acids)
Biological process (GO): proteolysis; peptide catabolic process
Cellular component (GO): cytoplasm
Molecular function (GO): peptide binding; zinc ion binding; metalloaminopeptidase activity
Source: RefSeq, a predicted model, not a curated record